GUUUAGAAUGAGCAGCAACUUUCCGAAACUGAUAACGAAACCAGCCAGAGUUCGGAUCAAACUAGCAGAUCAGAAGAUACGAGAGCAGAUAUCAUCGCCAGUGGUGAUCAAGGGUUCCAAUCUUCAUUUUUACCACAGGUUAAACCAGACGUAUAAUAAGUUCAAACCUCUCAGACUCAUCAGUGCCGCUUGGCACAAAAACACUAAAAAUGGGGACUACUUCUCUAUCUUACCACAUAGGCCCAACAAGUCUACUCCUCGGAAACUAAAUAGUUUUGAAACAUUCGGUCUAAGUGCGAAAGUGAUCUCAGCUCUGUUACGAAAUUCCUUUCGAUGGCCAACUGAAAUUCAGCAGUUGAGUUUUCCAGCUAUCUUGAAACGGGAGAGACAUGCCGCCAUAUUUGCUUCAACUGGAUCUGGCAAAACACUGGCUUAUCUGACACCGAUUAUGCAAUCAAUUGUUGAUCUCUCAGAUUCGGAAACAUUAAAAAAGCCCAGAAAUCCGAUUUGUGUCAUACUUGUACCCACCAAUGAGUUAUGUAAUCAAGUUCACGACCUCUGUUUAAAGUUCAGCGACCUUUUUAACUCGGCACAUGUACAUUCAGAAAUGACACCCUUGGAAGUAAUUCGAGUUAAAGAAGUUGUUAACGAAGUUGUAGUAGGAACUCCCGAGGGCCUGACUAAUGUUGUCAAAAAAGGGUUAAUCAAGUUCAACCAAUGCAGGUUUUUAGUGAUUGACGAAAGUGACUCUUUACUCGAUAACAGUUUCUACCCUACAAUACAACAAAUUCUGUCUCAACUAGUUUUAAAUGAUACUAACCAUGCUAUGCUGUGCAAAUUGGUGUUUUGUGGAGCCACUUUGCCAAAAAACUUGGACGAUAUUUUGGAGAGCUACACGGGGUCUAAUGGCGAACACUUACAAAUGGUUCAGGGAUCUUCAGUUGAAUGUGUUAUGGGUCAUGUUAAGCACGAUUUCUAUCGUCUGGCGCCUUCGAAAGUUUUAUUAGCUAUCCGAUCGCUGCUGCAUGAGCUGGUGCGUAAACCAGGCAAUAUAUUAAUAUUCUGCAAUUCGUCAUCUUCAGUCAGAAAACUGUCUUUUUUCCUGCAGAAUGAAGGAUUCAAACACGAAGCGGUGUACGGAGAUGUUGAUAAGCACUAUCGUAAAAAUGUGAUGAAUUUGCUGCGAGAUGGCUUUGUCAAGGUGCUCAUUUCCACUGAUGUCAUAUCGAGGGGCUUCGAUACAAGCAAUGUGAGCUAUGUCAUUAACUACGACUGUCCCUACCACAUGUCAGAUUACGUGCACAGGGCAGGUCGUGUGGGUCGCAUUGGACAGUCGAGUGGGGGCAGAGUGAUCACGUAUGUGUCUAGACCAUACCACGCAGAAGUGGUGAGAGAGAUCGAGAAGUCCGUGAGAUUGCACAGACCCCUAAUGGGAGUGGACUCCAACAUCAAGCAGCACUUCAGAAACCACUCUGAGAUCAGAAGGGCAGAGCAGUACCAGCAGAUGGUCGAGGCCGAAGAGAAAGCACACUCAAAGGUCACGAGGAAGUCCGCAAAACCUUAUGCCGUCACAUGAUUACAAAACUUGAACCACAUUUGAUUUGAAGUGAACUUGAACUUGAAA
Messenger RNA from Symsagittifera roscoffensis, 1624 nucleotides. RefSeq names its product probable ATP-dependent RNA helicase DDX28. Gene Ontology annotation, cellular component: mitochondrion. Gene Ontology annotation, molecular function: nucleic acid binding; RNA helicase activity; ATP binding. Gene Ontology annotation, biological process: mitochondrial large ribosomal subunit assembly. The coding region runs from base 8 to 1576 and encodes 522 amino acids. NCBI's taxonomy places the organism in Eukaryota, Metazoa, Xenacoelomorpha, Acoela, Convolutidae. The transcript is spliced from 2 exons. The record is from RefSeq and is a predicted model, not a curated record.